GAGAGCUGGAGGGGGCAGAGGGGGGAGGGGAAUCGGAUAGGGCAAGACGCCUGGCCCUCCGCCCCUCCGCCCGGUGUCGCAGGUGAGGGCUACCGCAGAGUUAUAUCCGUGAGUCCGUAGGAAGUGUGGGGAGAGUAAAAGGCCUGGGGCGGAAGUGGGCUCGGUGGGCCGAGACGUAGCUUCAUUUAUCGUGGAAUCGGAUAAAGCACCCAUGUCACCCUUGCCUGGUGCAUCUGGGGAACCCUUCCAGUCAGUACCAUCACUCUGGAGAAUGGUAGAGGAACAAUUAGCACCCAGUGAGAGGCUUGAGGCGAAAGCUAUCUUGGGUCAUGGCCUUGUGGAACGGAGCUUGGAACUUCAUGCUGAGGUGCAAACACUGUUGGAAUUCCAUCAGGAGUUGCAGUCAGCCCCCCUUGGAGUGGAACAAAGCCCACUGCAAGCAGCUGACAGCUGGGCCUUGCUGGCAGCUCCCCCCAACCUCAAGGAGCUGGUGAGGGAGGAGAUCCGCCUUCUUCUAAUUGGUCUACAGCAGAAGGCAUUGCAGGAAGGCAGGAACCAAGAUUGUGCCAUUGCUAAAUACAGCCCCCAUGUGGUCACCUUUGCACUGAAGGGAAAUUCUGGCAAUAGUCAGUCUUCAUCUGGGAGCAGUGCCCUAGUCAGGCCAUUAUUUUCCAGAACCGCUAAUCUGGAAUCCUUCUGUAAUAAACUGAAUAUUGCCCAUAUCAGUGAGGUAGCCUCUCAACUUCGAACCUUGCUAGAGAAUGAGUGCUGUGAUCUGGAAAGAUACAUCCCUUAUUUACAGUGCCAACUGGAGGAGGCGCAUCAGCAUGCUACAGAGCUGCUGGAGGCAACACAUGAGCCCACCAUGGCUGAAUUACAGGAGGAGAAGCGUGCCAUGGAACGGGAUCUGCAGCUAAGCCAGCCUAAGACAGGCACCAGCCCUUCCCUGAUGUCGAAACUUCUUGGGAGUAGCAGCUCCCAGCCGCAAUUCAGUGGCUUAAGAGGAUCGGCAAAAGGACCAAGCUUUGGAGAGAUCAGUCCUGCUUCUUCACCAACUCGCAGAGACCAGACUUCUCCUUUAUGCCAUCAGGCACUACCCCGGAGGAGCCACUCAGCACGAUGGUCUGAUGGAUGGCCGCAGCGAGAUGGUGAGGAACCCAACCAAGCCAGGAAGGACAAUGAUGUUCUGCUGCCUAGACCUGUGGUGCCAGUGCUUCUGAAAGGGCACAGGAUUGCUUCAGCCUGUGGGCUGGCAGUAGCAGGGUUGGACCAUGUCUUCCACCCCAUGCCUCCUUCAAAGCCAUGCCCAGUGCCCCGCUUCUGCCCUCGCACUCGGCUGCUGCGAUGCAAAGGACCCAGCUAGGGAACAGAGAGCUGCCCCCUUCCCUUAAGUACCUCAUUUCCCGCUCCCAUGCUGCAGAGUCUUAAGAGGACCCAACCCUGCAGCAUCCUGUGCCUCAAGAGUUGCUGCUGUUGCCUUUUGCUCAUCCUUGUGAACAGGGUCAAUGGGAUUCCAGGGAAAGUGAAAAGGCAAAGAAAUGCAUACACACAACCUCCCCCAACCUAUGAAUGCAGAUAAUCUACUUGCAAGUGGGACCCAUGCCAGUGAGAUGUUUCUUCUCAUCCUUGUCCACAAGCCAGGGCAGUGGGCCUUGUGAACCCAACCUACACCUUUCCCAUUCCUCCACACACACACCAAAGAACUGUAUCACCCAAGGUUCAGGAAUAUAAAUUUCAUUAAAAUCUAUCAGACUUUAAAAAUCUACAACUGGAAGAGUCACAGUAUGGGAGACGCGUCACAAUUAUUGCUAUGAACGAUGAGGCGGCAAUGCUAGCUGUCGCCUUUGACACAGGAGGAAAGGACAGACACGGAACCAUGCAUUAAAUAGUGCAGCCUCGGCACAGAGGAGGGAAGGUCUGGGGGCUGGAGGCUUAGGGCAAAAGUACCAUCAUGGCAUGGAGCCAUCUGUCCCCCCCUCUCCCUCUUAACUGCUCACGAUGCAGACGUUUGGCACUUGAAUGCUGGCUGCUAUGCCCAUGCCACCGGCUGGAGCAGGUACCACGUGGGUAGGAGCCAGGUGUGCCCUUGCUGUUGGCACCAUGGUUACACCGCAGCAAUCGUGCACGGCUGGGAGCUGAGGGGUGCCCCCCGACAUGCACUGUUUGGCAUUGGUUAAGUGAAUUGGCAUCAGGGUACAAGACAGGAUUGUGGCUGCUGGGGUUUCCUGUCUCCUCCACCCAGACGUUUCUAGGGGGUAAAGUGCAGGCAGCAACACUGAAAUGGAAACACAGGAUGGUGAGGCUGGAAGACGGAACCAUUAGUACCUUCUACCCAUCUGAGGCAGCACAGGCCCUGCUUUGUGUUAGGGAGAAAAGCCUUGCAGCUGGAGAUGGGGCUGGUGCCUAUGGCCAACUUCUCCAAAGCUUCACCAUGAAGCUAACAGCUUCUGCCCCCACCACUAGUGGAGAAGUGGGCCGCGUGGAACCCAGGCCUGGCCUGGAUAGCUUUUAGGGAAGCUUGUGCUUUUUCUUUGUGUGUGUGUCCCACUUGCAAUGGUGUGGGCAGGACUUGGCACAUCAUCUGCUCUUAGCACCAUGGUUGGCUCUGUCCCUUUCCCUGUGGGAUGGGGCAGGGCUAGGUCCCAAUGGUCUCUUGCCUUUGUGGAGACUCCAUUGAAAUUAAUUUAUUCCUCUUCGGGGAAGAGUGUAGAAAAGUGCUUCAGAAUAAUGGGCUUGGGGGAGCUUCCAGAAGAUGCUGUCUAGACAAAGAAUGCACACCUGGGCAAAAUCUGUCCACUGGGCUGCAUGGGCUGCCCAGAGUCUGUGGCGCUGCUCAAGAUGUCUAUCAUGGUAAUACAGUGCAUCCAGCCUCUCAGCUGUCCCUUUUUCUAUUUAUGAGAGAUGCUGUUUGCUUACGUUUCACGCUGCAGGUGUGCGAUUCUGGAUGGUGUGCAAAUAAGGCUCAAUAUUAAGAUCAGGAGGGAGACAAGUGCAUAUUUUUGUUCAUGGAGCUGUGCUCCUCCCAUGCCCUUGCAACGCAAUUAAGGAGAGCUCUCCUGCCCCCUACUCCCCCACCUCAAUCAUUAACCUGCCAAAUUCAAUACAUAGCUUUUAGCAGGAACAUUUCUUACCGUAUCAUGGGAGGCCAUGGCGAGAAGUGCAAAUUGGUAAGUGCUGGGGAAGCUAGCUUUCCUUUCCUAGGUGGGGAAGCUGGGAAGGUAUGUGCAGUGGUUGGGGGGGGGAGGUGCAGUCUUAAGUGCAUCUCUGGAAGAGCCCUCGCAGGGGCAACAGCCUAGCUGAAGGCUGCCUAGCCUAUGGCCAAGCGAUGCCUAGAAUGUCAGGAUUAACAUUUACAAUUACAACCAACCCUCUUGCCCUCCCCCCACCCCAACCCCCCAUUUGCUUAUCUGUGGGGCCAGUCCCCAGGGCCCUGAUCCAGGGCAGUAUGGGGCAUACCACCCCCAAUAGACACCAGACCCCCAUGGGCCCAGGUGCAGCUGCCAGAAUCCACCCCCAAAGGGGUUGUUGAGCCAGCGAGGCUCCAACCGACCCUCCUCCUGGUGCCCUUUCCCAAGGCACCCCCAACGGUUCGGCCAGUGCACACCCUCCCCACCCCUGACCCUGGUCCUGGUUGCGAAUUGGGGCCAUCUGAACGUGACUGUAAACAUGAGGGUUACAAGAUGGCACGGGGGCACUAAUGAGGUGGGUGGGGUUGGAACUCACAGCCCCUCCCCCAGAGUCCGGCGCAGCCCGGGAG
Zootoca vivipara (common lizard) is the source of this 3757-nucleotide messenger RNA. It is a transcript of the gene CCDC24, whose product is annotated as coiled-coil domain containing 24. Lineage: Eukaryota; Metazoa; Chordata; Lepidosauria; Squamata; Lacertidae. The record is from RefSeq and is a predicted model, not a curated record.